Toxoplasma gondii ME49 is the source of this 1607-nucleotide messenger RNA. RefSeq lists its product as hypothetical. Lineage: Eukaryota; Apicomplexa; Conoidasida; Eucoccidiorida; Sarcocystidae. The coding region runs from base 565 to 1275 and encodes 236 amino acids. The transcript has 2 exons. The record is from RefSeq and is a predicted model, not a curated record.
AGGAAAGCAAGUCCCCGUCACUGAAAAAGCGAGGCAGUAUUAUGUUUCCGCAUAUUCUCUGCCGAUCCGCAAAAAUCCGUGUCAUUCCUUUGCUCCAGCGAACCGCUGCAGGCCCCGUCCCCAGCCAGCCGAGCAUCUCGCUCUUGAGCCCGCGACCCGUACGCUCAACUGUUGUCUUUCUCGUCUUUCUCCUCUUCCUUUCCUCUCUCUCCCUUCCCUCCGAAGUGCCCAUGAUUCUCGCUUCGCCACCUGCUCGCCUUUUCUCCUGUUUCUAUCGCCGUUUUUUCUUCCUGUUCGCGCGUAGGAGCUUCUUCUGAUCGACGACUUGUCUCCAGUUGGGGGUUUACCCAUGCGUCUCUCGUUCCUCUCUGUCUCCUUCUUUGGUUGGUCAGUCGCGUUUCGCCUCACCUGACUCGCCGUCCUGUUCCCUCCGAAAAACGCGUUACAUUUCUUUCCCCCAGAAGCGCGUUUCUGACUGUUUUGCCGUCCUUUACGUUGCUUCACACCAGAGAAGGUUUGGGCGUCGACAGAAAAGUGGGGAACCGUUUGAAAGAAUAGACGAAGAUGACGCAGAAGGAGAAACAUAAGAAAGCUGCAAUUCUCUGUCCUAGAGCGGAACGCACAGAGAAAACCAGUCUCGUACAGAAAGUCAAAAGGAAGUAUCGGGAGCAGGGGACAGCUUCUGCACAGGAUUCGUCGUCUGCUGUGUCUACUGUAUCUCGUAGCGCAUCUGUUUUUCUUCCUUCUGCCUCAAAGAAGAAGCGGAAAUUGGGGUCCGACACCCGGGGAGGUCUCCCUGGAGUCACAAACGCGAGACAGCCCCCUCAGUCUCCUACCUCUUCCAGCUCCCCUUCGGAUCAGCCACGUUCUCUGGCUGCUUCCUCCGUGACAAAGAAAUCUCGGAAAAACAAGUUGGCCGCUCCUCACACACAGGCUGCUGAAGGGCCUGCAGACCACAAGACGGCAGACGUUUCUGAAGAAGGGAAGAAAUCUAAGGACUCUAGAAAAGAAAUCGACGACCUCUUUGCAGAUGUGAUGCAAGCGGGGAAGAAACAAGAUGGACAGAAAAGGGAAAAGAGAAAAGAGACAGCGCACAGCAAGGCUGGGCAGAAGAAGAAGCGACGACCAUUGACCUUUGAUGAGGACAUGGGCCUCAACCAGCGCGCGAUCAACCGAACGGCCGAUGGCUUACGGAUCUACACAGAGGAAGAACUUGGCAUAGGCAAAGGUGGAGGAACUCCUGAGUGUCCAUUUGACUGCUCGUGCUGUUUCUAAUCGAACUUGUCGAUGCACCUUCGUUUCACGAGCCAAACAAAUAGGAGAGCGCGAGGCAGGGAGUAUCAGCGAAAUAGGCGCUUUUGCAAUGAGCUCUGUAGAGUUUCUGCCGCGGGAGAGUUUCUGUCAGUUCCUUCUCUAUGGUUGUUGCUGUGUCUUUUCUACAUCGUAGUCGACCUUUUCGAUCUCUGAUAAGGAUCAAAGUUCCUUUCACUUUCGCCAGAAAAAGGAAAUCGGGACGACCUCUCAACUGUUUGUCAAAGAAGACCACACGUCGCAGCGCCUUUAACUCUUGUCUUCCUGGAGAGUCUCCACUUUGUCUCAUUCACGCG